AUGUCUUUCGCGUUCGUACCGCGCUCCGUCGGCAGAUCGAAGCCGCGAGGCAGCGUGCCGUCGCCCUCAACCGCGGUGACGACCUCCCGCGGAGCGGCGGUGCAAAGCCCGCAGCCCGCGCUUGGUGCACCCUCCUCGGCCAGCUCUCGGAGCGUCCCGAGCGUCUCUAGCGAGGAUAUCAGCUCACUGGUUUCUUUGGCUCUCUCGGACUAUGCGCUGUGGACAACCCCUGGACUGCGCGAUCCGAACCGUGAUGGAUAUGUUGCCCUGUCCAACGUGAUAUCUUCAUAUCCCGCUUUACAGCACCCCUCGCUCAGUGAAGCCGCCGUGGUAAAAUCACUGCGCCAAUACUCACCCGACGGCUACGAUACCCGGAUGAUCCUCGCCACAGGGCCAAAAGGCGGUCCUCCUGGAGGGUACGAGAUCAGGCGGCACGAUUGGAAGGAAGUCGUUUCUUCCUUCUCUACGUAUUCAAGAAACUCGUGGCAAGCGAAGACCCUGUACGUCGAAAGAUUACCGCACCCGGCGCGUUCACAGCUUGGCAUCUUGCGCCUUUUCAAGGCCCUCUUUCCGAAUACACCCAACCCGCUGCAGACCAUCACCUUCCCGGCGCACCAUCAAGAUCCACCAGGUGCCGUUCCAAAAUGCAAGGGCUUCGCGCUCUUGACCCUCACGAACACAGCCGACCUUGACAAAAUACUGACCGAAUGGCCCUGGACCAGCGAUGAGCCGAGAAUUGUAGAACGAGGACGCGAAGCCAGCGAGGAUCUCGUGGAGGAAGCCCGUCGUGCGGGAAUGCGAGCACUUGCCAAGGCCGACUGGGAUAAGCUGCAAGAUGAAUACCUCGCCUACCGAACGCGCUUGCUGGAUGAGAUUGCGCGCACAGAAGCUGAGGAAGCGGCUGCGCAGACGGGCGCUGAACACCGUACAACACAGCCCAAGAGAAAGAAACGCGUUAGUUCGUCACCACCAGCGCCAGAGCCCGAGCCCGCAGCAGAAGCGUCUACAUCUGCGCCUUCGUUGAAGGCGACUUCCCCAUAUCCGCCUGGAUGCGUUGUACGUGUGAGGAACGUCGUCCCUGCCACGAACAAGACGGCCCUGCGUUCACUAUUUGCUGCGUCCGGCGCGGAAUUAGACUAUGUAGACUUCACGAAGGGGCUUGACUCGUGCCAUUUGCGCGUCGCGUCCUCACCACACGCCCAUAGGCUUGUUGAGCACUUCGCAUCGCAUCCCACGGUCCAGAAGGAUGCGUUGGAUGAUCAAGGCGUGUCGGCUUCUGAGCAUGAGCAACUCAAGCCUUUGGUCGUUGAACUACUAGAUGGAAGGCAAGAGGAGGUAUACUGGGGUCAGGUGCCGGAGAAAGUACGAAAGCAAGCCGUCGCGAAAGCCAUGGCUGCGGCUGGCUUCGCUGUCGGGCCCAAUGCUGGUGGGGAAGGAGAGGAGAGCUCUAAGGGCGCGAGGAAGCGCAGACGCCAAAAGUAG
Messenger RNA from Peniophora sp. CBMAI 1063, 1482 nucleotides. The record is from the annotation of a GenBank genome assembly. Lineage: Eukaryota; Fungi; Basidiomycota; Agaricomycetes; Russulales; Peniophoraceae.